This is a messenger RNA of Spodoptera litura, 1124 nucleotides long. Lineage: Eukaryota; Metazoa; Arthropoda; Insecta; Lepidoptera; Noctuidae. The record is from RefSeq and is a predicted model, not a curated record.
GCGAACUGUUCGUCGUCUGUCGAUCAUCUCCUUCUUUGUCUUGCGUACGAUCGCGAUCUAUCGUUAUUUUUGUUCUGCCGAACUCAUAUCUAGGCCUCUCUGGGAUACCAACCGUUCUUUGGAUUACAGUGCUAACGGAUUGCAGUGACAAUAGUGGAUAUCAUUGUUUGUUUAUAAUCUUGUUUACAUGACAAGUGCAAUAACAAAGUUUGAUCGUUUAAAAACAAGGUGUUUAUAAGAUAUAAAAGUGAACUUUUAUAACAGUGAAAAGUGAUUAAUGAUUAGGCAUGAAUGUUUACGUUAAAUGGUUCUUGUGUCAAUAAAUCUGCGAAAGUUUCGGAUUUCACCAAAAGUCUUCCGCAGCCACCAUAGUGAGGAUCAAAGAUUCUCCUAAGAACAAUGCAGAAGGCAGCAGCAAAAAGGAAAGCAAGAAAAAAAAUAAUAAACAAAAGGCUGAAGGUAACGGGUCGGUGACAGGCAAUAAGAGUGAGAAGUCAGCCACAGCUGCUGUGAAGGCGGACAAGGAAGGCAAAAGACCGUCGCCGACCAAAGAUGUGCCAGAGAAACAGGCAAGUCCCGAAAAUAGCAGAAAUGCUUCUCCAAGGUACCACGAUGCAUCAAUGGAAGAUGCGUCGGAUGCAGGCUCUCUUUUCCGGGUGGCAGGUGCGGCAGCUACGGGUGCAAGUGCCAAAAACGAACUCGUUGCUCGAGGUGGCAGCGGGGGCGCGCUCGCACUGUCGCGCGCGCCCGUCGGGGGCAGCGCCAGCCCCGCCCCCUCUCCCUUAUUCCCUUCACAUACCGCCUAUCAAUCUCAGUCUCAAUCACACGCUGCCGCCGCGUUGCCUGACUACCGGCACACGAACCAUGAGACGCGAACCGAGCCGGCCGAGCAGCCCCCGGCGCCGCUGGACCUGCACACACACCACACAGCGCACCACCCGGCCCGGCCGCCGCACCUGGCGCCCAGCCCCGCGCAAGCGUCCCAUCCUAGUCUCCAGAGCCGCGUACCCCACUCGCAGGCGCAUCCAGUGAUGCCCGGCCAUGACGUCAGAAAUCAACCGGUCGUAGCUCAGACUCAUCCCUCCGUUCCUACCUCGUUUUCGAACCGCGUCAAUGGUGUGCCG